AAGCGCUGAAAUGAUACAGUGUGAAAUCUCCUCUGCUGUAAGCUGCUGAAAGCAUGGCUGUAAAGAUGUUGCCAAUUUAUAUUUUUCUCUGGUUGAUGCUGGAAAUGACUUCUGCACGUCCACAAAAUUUGGCGGAAAAGAUGUUCACCUUUCCAGAAGAAACCAAUAUGACUUAUGUGAAAGUAAAUGCAUCAGCAGAGGACCUGGCUGCGAUCACUAUCUGCCUGAGAACAUUCACAGACCUCACCCGAGCCUACAGCCUGUUCUCUCUGAGCACACCGUCUUCUGUGAACGAAAUCCUACUUUACAAACAAGCCCAGGCCAAAAACAAAUUUGUAGUCCAAGUCGGAGAUGGCGUGGCAGCAUUUGUGGGUCAAAAUUAUGAUUACUAUAAUUAUUAUUACCUAAAUAAGUGGCAGUCCAUUUGUACAACGUGGGACGCAGAGACUGGACUGGUGCAGUUGUGGAUAAAUGGGAAAGCCUCAAGCAGGAAGUUUGUAUCCCACUCAAACAUCACUGGGAAUUUCACUGUCGUUUUAGGACAGGACCAGAACCCGGAGGAAGGACGUCUUCACAGGAGCAGGUCUUUUGUUGGCAUGAUGCGUGACAUUCAGAUGUGGAACUAUGUGCAUUCUGAGCUGACUAUACUGAACUACCACAGAAAUAAUAGAAGGAUAAGUCCCAAAGGAAAUGUGUUUGACUGGCAAUACCUGGAUUUUGAUAUAAUUGGUAAUGUUGUGGUUGAACCAGAACAAAAACUGAGCAAUAAUUAAGCUCCAAUUAAGCAGUCCCACUGGUGGAAAUGGUUGUACUAAAAUUCAGUUACUUGAUUAUGUCUGAUCCCUGUUUUUUCAUCUUUAAUCUGAUAUAGUACCUGAUGAUGAGAAGAACUUGUGUCAAGGACCUGCAGAUAUGUAUUAUGUGAAUUAUGAAA
Periophthalmus magnuspinnatus is the source of this 934-nucleotide messenger RNA. Its product is annotated as serum amyloid P-component-like. The record is from RefSeq and is a predicted model, not a curated record. The transcript has 5 exons. Bases 54 to 773 code for a protein of 239 amino acids. Lineage: Eukaryota; Metazoa; Chordata; Actinopteri; Gobiiformes; Gobiidae.